This is a messenger RNA of Ambispora leptoticha, 755 nucleotides long. NCBI's taxonomy places the organism in Eukaryota, Fungi, Glomeromycota, Glomeromycetes, Archaeosporales, Ambisporaceae. The record is from the annotation of a GenBank genome assembly.
UCAAGGAUUUAGUCAAGCAGAAUGAUGCAGAAGAUCACUUAGUAAAUGGGCCCUGGUGGCUGGAUCCAUUGUAUACACCGACCCUCAGACAAGUAGAUGAGCAUAACAACCUUAAAGACACAUACCUUUGUAACUCAGUAUGGUGGAAGGAAAUGGAUUCAACCAAAUACGGAUAUAUGAAAACCUUCUUAGAGACAGCCCGACAUCCGUCGCAGUUUAAUUCUCGUCAAAAGAAAUCGUUGGAGUCGCAGAGUAAAUUUUUUGUCGUUUACAACCAACUACUCUAUAAAAGAGAUCGUCGUAAAAGCAAAAAGCCUCAGUUGUUAAGAGUGAUAAAACAGGAAGAAUUAACCCCAUUGUUAUAUCUUAUGCACGAUCAUCCCUUGGAUUUUCCACUAUCGGCCCCGCUAGAAGAAAAGGAAAUAGACCGAGUAAAUGUAUUAGUGAAUGAUCUACCGGUUAAUCGAGCAAUAGCCAAAGAAAAUAUUAAUGAAUCUCAACAACGGCAAAAAUUUAGAUGGGACAAAAAGUUAAAGAAGGUUGUGCGUACCUUUAAUAUGGGCGAUAAAGUUCUCUUAUUUGACGCAGCUCAACUAGGAAGACAUACUGGGAAAUUAUCUCCAAAAUGGCUAGGGCCAUAUAUUGUUCAUGCUCGUGUCGCGCAAGACGUAUAUAAACUGCGUACAUUAGAAAAUCAGAUUUUGGAAGCACCGCGAAAUGCUUUUAUAUUGAAAAGAUACUAUGAGAGGAUUUAA